Caenorhabditis briggsae is the source of this 1632-nucleotide messenger RNA. RefSeq names its product Protein CBR-ARC-1 (gene Cbr-arc-1). The record is from RefSeq and is a predicted model, not a curated record. The coding region runs from base 1 to 1632 and encodes 543 amino acids. The transcript is spliced from 4 exons. Gene Ontology annotation, cellular component: lysosomal membrane; cytoplasm; plasma membrane. Gene Ontology annotation, molecular function: GTPase activity; GTP binding; zinc ion binding. Gene Ontology annotation, biological process: vesicle-mediated transport; intracellular protein transport. NCBI's taxonomy places the organism in Eukaryota, Metazoa, Nematoda, Chromadorea, Rhabditida, Rhabditidae.
AUGACGAGUGAGUACGGUUGCAACGUGUGCAACGAAGAGUAUUCGGUUCAAGACCCUCUGAAAUGUCCUCGUGUUCUGACAGGAUGUGGACAUACGAUAUGCCAUAGCUGUGCCAUGAUAAUCGCCGGUAGAAACAUUUCCAUUUUCUGCCCAUUCGAUAGAACAUCCACUAACCUUCCCGGUGGUGAUUUGAACAAUCUGAAAAAGAACUUUGCUCUGCUGGAACUCUUGGAAAAAAUUGCUGACACCGGAGGGAUUUCUGAAAUCGGAGAAGGUGUGCAGAAACACGAUCGAUAUGCAAAGGAUAGAUUGUUGAAUGUGAAGUGUGAUGAAGACUCGGAACAUGUGGCAGUAUUUUACUGUACCGUUUGUGACAGUAACCUAUGUGAUAGAUGCUCGGAAUUCACACACUCUACCAAUGUUCUCUCGAAACAUCGACGAGUUCCUUUGACAGAAAAGCCUGUUCCUAAAGUUUGUUGUCGACUUCAUUCAUCUUACGUCGUGGAAUUUGUUUGCAAGGAAGUUUCAUGUGACAACGAGAGCCCCUUAAUGUGUCUAAUGUGCAGAGAUUACGGAAGACAUAAAGGCCAUUGCCACGUGUUGAUCGAAAAAGAGGUGGACGAUCUGAGAGAAAAACUUCGAGAACAUCUGGGAGAGCUAACCAGACAGUCGGAAAUUGUGGAAAGAUCAUUAAAUUCGAUAAACUCGACGAUUCAUGAGCUUACACCCGAAACUGACGAUGGAAGUUUGGAGGAAACUAAACAAGAGGCGAGUAUUCGCAACCAUUUCUACCGCCUCCAUUCUACCCUUGAUCAAGAUGAAAUCCAUGCACUUGAGACUUUAGACCGCUACGCGCGAAACAGACUCGAAAGUCUUCAAGCUCAAAAAGAUCGACUAGAAGCUGUUUCUACAAAAAUUGGGUCCACGUGCAUCACUCUUCAAAAGGCUUUAGUUUUGGAGAAGGACAAUAUUCUGGAUAGAAAAGAUGAUUUGUUGGCUUUGGCUGAGUCAACUAAUGCCGAACCGACUGAAGUUCCUGAUCGAUCACAAUUGAGGACUAGAAUUGCGUUCUCAUUUUCAAAUGAUCGAAAAUUGCAUAUUGGAGAUUUUAUUGAAGCUCGAGUGGUCUUAUUGGGACUAGACGGUUCCGGCAAAACCUCUAUUGUCCGCCGUCUAAAGAAAGUUCGCAUUGACGCAGUGAUGGCUCCACAUCCGACAAGUGGCUUCAAUAUUGAGACAAUCCAUUAUAAAAACUAUCGAUUGAAUGUUUGGGACGUCGGAGGUCUUCCUAAAUUACGGAAUCUCUGGAAGCAUUAUUAUUCAAAUGCUCAGGCUAUUUUUUAUGUUAUCGAUGGGCAUGCAGUGGAAAGAUUCAAUGAAGCAAUCAAAGAGUUAAAUAAGGUUAUGAGUGAUCCGUUGCUGAUUUCUUGUCCAGUAAUUGUGGCAAUCAACAGGAAAGGCGGCGCUUCCUCUUUGAAUGGGCACAUGGAUGUACUCAUGUCACAGUUGGAGGCGCUUCCCUUCCAACAUGAACUUCAUUUUUGCGAUGCGGCACAAGGAUCAGGAAUAGAUCAAAUACUGGAUCAGAUAACUGUUUGCUUGAGUCGUUUGAAUGGCACAUGUCCUGUAUAA